UGCAAGUUAAUCUAUUCAUCAUUCGCAACUCUACUGCGCAGAUCAAGUUUGGUUCUUGCGGUUUGUGAAAGACAGUUGGAUCGAGUUAAUUUGUUUGGCUUAUUUUAUUGAUUAUAAGCCACAAUGAGCGACUGGGAAGACGAUGACGCUGUAGGUGUUGGUAUGGGCCCAGCGCGGACUUUUAAUGAACCCGCCACGAAUUACAACGAUUCGUCGGAACAAAAUUAUGGAAAUCAAGAUAAUGACCAAGACCAAGACCAAGGUUCAAGGGGUGGUGGAUCUACUGGUUAUAGAGGCAGAGGUAAUAGAACUUAUUCAAGAGGAGGCUACUCAAGAUCAAGGGACAAUGAUGGUGAAUAUGGAGAUAGGGAUGGUUCUCAAAAUGACUAUCAAAAUGAUAAUUCAGGGUAUGGUGAUCGUGGCGAUGAUGAGCGUGGUGGAAGGGGCAGGGGAGGCCGAGGAGGUAGAGGUGGCUUUCGAGGUGGUCGUGGUGGUGGUCGGAGAUAUGGAGAUGGUGGAGAUGGUGACAAUGAGGAUGGUGGUGGUGAUAGAGAUAACUACCGAGGGGGUGACAGAUAUGGCGAUAAUGGUGACCAGCCACAGAAACCUAGGGAAUUAUAUAUUCCACCCGACCCAUCAGAAGAUGAAAAAGAUAUAUUUGAGAGUGGCAUAAGCACCGGUAUCAAUUUCUCAAAAUAUGAAAAUAUAGAAGUGAAGGUCUCUGGAAUGGAUGUACCUGUACCCAUACAAAGCUUUGAAGAGGCAGGGCUUCGGAAAAUUGUUCUUGAAAAUAUUAUGAACAGUAAAUAUACAGUUCCUACACCUAUUCAGAAAUACACUUUGCCCAUUGUAAUGGCAGGGAGAGAUGUUAUGGGAUGUGCCCAAACUGGAAGUGGAAAAACUGCUUCGUUUUUACUUCCCAUUAUCAAUAUUAUCCUGGAGGAUCCACAACUGAUAGUUGCAGGAGAUUAUAUUGAGCCCCAAUGUAUAAUAGUCACACCAACUAGAGAACUUACUAUUCAAAUUCAUAGCGAAGCUCGCAAAUUUGCUCAUUCAUCAGUUUUGAAAGUGUGCAUGGCAUAUGGUGGUACAGGUGUGCGCCACCAAGGAGACCGUAUAAUGAAUGGAUGCCAUAUUUUAGUAGCUACACCUGGUCGUUUAAAUGAUUUCCUAGGUCGUGGACGUAUUCAAUUGAACUCUAUUAAGUUCAUAGUCUUAGAUGAAGCAGAUCGAAUGUUGGAUAUGGGCUUCUUACCUGAAAUGGAAAAAUUAAUGAAUAAUCCUAGCAUGGCACCAAGGGAAAAUAGGCAAACAUUAAUGUUCUCUGCAACCUUUCCUGAGGAUGUGCAAAGAGUUGCUGGAAAGUUCUUGGAAAACUACGUUUUCAUUGCUGUAGGCAUUGUUGGAGGUGCUUGCUCAGAUGUUGAUCAAAUGUUUCAUGAAGUAGAACGUUUUAAAAAGAAAGACAAGCUUAAGGAAAUUUUAAAUGAAGAUAAAGAAUAUAUUGGUGUAAUUGUUUUCGUGGAGACUAAAAGAAAUGCAGAUUUUAUUGCUGCUUUAUUAAGUGAACAAGGAAUACCGACUACAAGUAUUCAUGGUGAUCGUCUGCAAAGAGAACGUGAAGAAGCUUUAAGAGACUUCAAGCAAGGUACUCGUGGUGUUUUGGUAGCUACAGGUGUUGCUUCCAGAGGAUUGGAUAUCAAAAAUGUCCGCCAUGUUAUCAACUAUGAUCUACCUAAAUCUAUUGACGAGUACGUACAUCGCAUUGGCCGAACUGGUAGAGUUGGAAACAAAGGAAAAGCUACUUCAUUUUAUGACCAUCAACAGGAUGAGCCCCUCGCUGCUGAUUUAGUCAGAAUUUUAACUGAUGCUGGUCAACCCAUACCCGAGUUCCUGCAGAAUAUUAAUGUUGCAGAUGGUGGAAAUGAUGCCUUUGGUGGACAUGAUAUGCGAGGGAAUAACUUUGGUGGCCAGCAACAAGUAGCUGAGGCUGAAGAAGAAUGGUGAAGCUGUUUUAUUUUGCUGGUCAUGAAACAAUUUUAGUUACUUAAGAAUCUGGUUUUAUGUAAUUAACUGACCAUAUGUUUAACAUUAUCCAAUAUAUAUUAUCGGCUAGAAUCCAAAUAAUUUGAAUAUGACUAAUAUGUGAUAUUAAUCAUAGUGAUAAUGUAAGUUUGCUAUAUUUUAUUCAAAAUUAUGUAACAUUCCUGGAAUAGUUCAU
This is a messenger RNA of Ctenocephalides felis (cat flea), 2221 nucleotides long. Its product is annotated as ATP-dependent RNA helicase vasa-like. Bases 124 to 2007 code for a protein of 627 amino acids. Gene Ontology annotation, biological process: gamete generation; cell differentiation. Gene Ontology annotation, cellular component: nucleus; P granule. The transcript is spliced from 13 exons. NCBI's taxonomy places the organism in Eukaryota, Metazoa, Arthropoda, Insecta, Siphonaptera, Pulicidae. The record is from RefSeq and is a predicted model, not a curated record. Gene Ontology annotation, molecular function: RNA binding; ATP binding; RNA helicase activity.